Messenger RNA from Gadus morhua (Atlantic cod), 3129 nucleotides. RefSeq names its product katanin p60 subunit A-like 1 (gene katnal1). The record is from RefSeq and is a predicted model, not a curated record. Gene Ontology annotation, cellular component: microtubule cytoskeleton. NCBI's taxonomy places the organism in Eukaryota, Metazoa, Chordata, Actinopteri, Gadiformes, Gadidae. The coding region runs from base 130 to 1572 and encodes 480 amino acids. The transcript is spliced from 11 exons. Gene Ontology annotation, molecular function: microtubule binding; ATP hydrolysis activity; microtubule severing ATPase activity. Gene Ontology annotation, biological process: microtubule severing.
AUAAGGCGUUCAGUCAUUCUCCACACGGCGUCUCGGCGACCAUGGUAACAUUGGCUUGUGUUUGGACUUCGCCUGAUCCAAGACAUUUAUACUCGCCGUAUUACAUUUUGUAACAAGCCACCGUCCAGUAUGAAUUUGGCUGAGAUAUGUGACAACGCAAAGAAGGGGCGAGAAUAUGCGCUGCUGGGGAAUUAUGACUCUUCAAUGGUGUACUACGAGGGAGUCAUUCAACAGAUACACAAGUACUGCCAGUCUCUCCGAGACCCUGCCCUCAAAGUCAAAUGGCAACAGGUGAAGCACGAGCUGUCAGAAGAGUAUGAGCAGGUGAAAGGAAUUGUGGGAACACUUGAGAGCUUCAAGUCAGAAAAGCCUGUGGAUUUCUCCGCUGCUCUCCCAGUCCCAGAUGAGCGGCCACAGGAUCCAGCCGUCUGGCCCCCUCCCAUCCCGGCAGAACACCGGAACCCUGCUGCAGCGAGGCGUCCCAGUAGCGGUGUGAAGCCACGAGCGGCAGCACCAUCGGGCCGUGGUCCGGUCAACCCCAAGUCAGAGCGGCAAGCCUCCAGGGAGAACCGGGGCCACAAGGCCAAGGACGACAAGUCAAAGAAAGGUGAAGGUAUAGGAGAAGGAGAGCUGAGAAAGUAUGAGGGUGCUGGACAGGACAGCGACCUGGUGGAAGCGCUAGAGAGGGAUAUUGUCUCUCGCAACCCCAACAUCCACUGGGAGGACAUUGCUGAUUUGGAGGAUGCUAAGAAGCUGCUCAGAGAAGCGGUGGUGUUGCCCAUGUGGAUGCCUGACUUCUUCAAGGGCAUCCGUCGACCCUGGAAGGGUGUGCUGAUGGUCGGCCCUCCAGGGACUGGCAAGACCAUGCUAGCCAAGGCUGUGGCCACCGAGUGCGGGACGACCUUCUUCAAUGUGUCCUCCUCCACCCUCACCUCCAAGUACCGGGGCGAGUCCGAGAAGCUGGUCCGUUUGCUGUUUGAGAUGGCUCGGUUCUACGCCCCGACCACCAUCUUCAUCGACGAGAUCGACUCCAUCUGCGGCCGGAGGGGGACAUCGGACGAGCACGAGGCCAGCCGUAGGGUCAAGUCCGAGCUCCUGGUGCAGAUGGACGGUGUGGGCGGGGCCUCGGAGAAUGACGACCCCUCCAAGAUGGUGAUGGUACUGGCGGCCACCAACUUCCCCUGGGACAUCGACGAAGCCCUGCGCCGGCGCCUGGAAAAGAGGAUCUACAUCGCCCUGCCUACAGCCGUGGGUCGUACAGAGUUGCUGAGGCUCAACCUGAGGGAGGUGGAUGUGGCCGCUGACGUUGACCUGGCUUUCAUCGCAGAGAGGAUCGAGGGCUUUUCUGGAGCUGACAUCACCAACGUCUGCAGGGACGCCUCCAUGAUGGCCAUGCGGCGGCGCAUCCAGGGCCUGAGUCCGGAGGAGAUCCGCGCCCUGUCCAAGGAGGAGCUGCUCAUGCCCGUCACCAUGGAGGACUUCACGCUCACGCUCACCAAGAUCUCCAAGUCGGUGUCCGCGUCCGACCUGGAGAAGUACGAGUCCUGGAUGGCCGAGUUCGGCUCCGUGUGAGGGAACUGCUCCGGAGAGAAGGGGACCUUUUUUUUUCGUUUAGACGAUGAAGACAAUGUUGUAAGACGGUUUGAGCUGAGCUCAUACAGGAAGUGGAUCGCUGUGGACUAUUGGGAGGUGGAGGAUGGGAUGGUGUGAGCCCGGCAUGCAUUAGAACACAGGUACUUUUCUUUUUUUUAUCUUUGGAGGACACUGUAACGUUUCAACCGGUGAUAUCUCCUUAUUGUAGCUAUGAUCGUAACCAAGCCUCCAAGAGAUGACGUGUCAAUCAUGUCGUUGACAGACUUGGGGGGGGGGGGGGGGGGGGGGGGGGGUCCGGGAUUGGCGGGACCUGGGUAAUGAUGGAUCUAUUCCCCUCUUCCUCACCCCUCAGACCUUUUUAUUUGAAUGUGACUUUUUUUCUCUUCUCGUUUUGUACAUUCCUUAGUAUUGGUUGUUAACGGGGAGAUAAUGAAUGCACAGCACUAAUGCACUCAGUGUUUUAAGUAUUUCAAACACAGAGCACCUUGAAUGUAGUUGAAUGUGUUGUUUGAGUUUUUACUGACUGAGCUGACCCCCCUGAGCAUGUGGUGUAGUCCUUGUAGGUAGGCCUUUAUGCAGGACAACUGCACACGUCUACUAAGUAAGACGCAAUGCUGUCACAUUCACAUAGAUUGGAUAACUAAAGGUAUAGAUACAAAUGGCUCACAGACUCAUAGAGGUACUUGACUAAUACUAUGACUAGGUAACUACUUCUGAGUCACGGAACAAGGUACUGUAACUCAUAGAGGUACUUGACUAAUACUUAAAUUAGGUUACUACCUCUGAGAAACAGAACAGGGUACCAUGACUCAUAGAGGUAUCAUUUUGUUUGAUUGCUACCUGAAUGAGUCAUGGCACAACGUACAUUGACUCAUAGUGGUAGUUGACUUAGAUUAGGUUAUAUGUCAUUAAUGUGUCAUUUGGCAACAAUUGAAUUGCCAUAUGACAAUAUUACUUUGUCUAUUAGACCAUCAUUAUCGCAAACAAGUAAAUGGGAGAAUGAGCUAUGGAUUCUGCGUCUUAUCCACUGUGACAGUACACUGCUAUCUGCUGCUAAAUGCUGUUGGUCCUCCUGAUGUCAUUGCAAAGAAAAUCAGAAAGCCAGGAGUCCGAUGUCCAAUUCUUGAGCUCUCUUCAGUCAAGGGGCUUCACAGGAGGUAAAGGUUGGUUACCAAGUUUCUGGAUUAAUUUCAAAGAAAAUUUAAACAAAGGCCUUAAAAAGUGUAAAUGUAAAGAACUAUGUUAAUUGGAUCAGUUGAAGUGAUAAUUUACACAGGGACCUCAUAUUUAUUUUUUAAUUUUAAUUUGUAAAAGAUAGCUCUGUUAUGUGUUGUGUAGUACGAUUACAAACGGGAAACUUGGAUAACGAUAUGAAGGAAAACUGUCUUAAGCACAUUGCAGUUUUUCUUUUUACUUUGUUAUUGUAUUUGAUUUCUGACAUUUUUUUGUUAAAUGUUUGAGCAGUUGACAGAGGUUAACAUUCAACAUUCUUUACGUCAAACCUUUUUAUUAAUAAAGUCAGUUAUGUUAAUUUUU